AUGCCGGAUGAGCUGACCGAGCCCGGGCGCGCCACGCCGGCUCGUGCCUCCUCCUUCCUCAUCGAGAACCUGCUGGCAGCCGAGGCCAAGGGCGCGGGGCGCGCAGCUCAAGGCGAUGGCAUCCGCGAGGAAGAGGAGGAUGACGACGACGACCCCGAGGACGAGGAUCCGGAGCAAGCGCGCCGACGACGACUACAGCGGCGGCGACAGCAGCGCGCGGGCAGCGGGCCGGGCGGGGAGGCGAGGGCCCGUGCUCUGGGCCUAGGGCCCCGGCCGCCUCCCGGGCCCGGGCCGCCCUUCGCGCUCGGCUGCGGAAGCGCGACGCGGUGGUACCCACGGGUGCACGGCGGCUACGGAGGUGGUCUGAGUCCUGACACAAGCGACCGGGACUCUCCGGAGACCGGCGAGGAGAUGGGCCGCGCCGAGAGCGCCUGGCCGCGGUGCCCCGGGCCGGGAACCGUUCCGCGAGAGGCGACGACGCAGGGCCCGGCGACCGGCGGGGAGGAGGCGGCGGAGUUGGCCGAGGCUCCGGCGGUGGCGACGGCGGCGGCAGGGGAGGCGCGCGGCGGCCGCAGGAAGAAGACGCGCACGGUCUUCUCGCGCAGCCAGGUCUUCCAGCUCGAGUCCACUUUCGAUCUGAAGCGCUACCUGAGCAGUGCCGAGCGCGCAGGCCUGGCCGCCUCGCUGCAGCUCACGGAGACGCAGGUCAAGAUCUGGUUUCAGAAUCGCCGCAACAAGUGGAAGCGGCAGCUGGCGGCGGAGCUGGAGGCGGCCAGCCUGUCCCCGCCCGGCGCGCAGCGCCUGGUCCGCGUGCCGGUGCUCUACCACGAGAAUCCCCCGGCCGCCGCAGGGCCCGCGCUGCCUUUCCCGCUGGCGCCGCCCGCACCCGCGCCGCCGCCGCCGCUGCUCGGUUUCUCGGGCGCUCUUGCCUACCCGCUGGCCGCCUUCCCCGCCGCCGCCUCGGUGCCCUUCCUUCGCGCGCAGAUGCCUGGGCUAGUGUGA
Molecule: messenger RNA, 1002 nt
Organism: Apodemus sylvaticus (European woodmouse)
Lineage: Eukaryota; Metazoa; Chordata; Mammalia; Rodentia; Muridae
Gene: Hmx1
Product: H6 family homeobox 1
Exons: 2
Coding region: 1-1002 (333 amino acids)
Biological process (GO): regulation of transcription by RNA polymerase II; negative regulation of DNA-templated transcription
Cellular component (GO): nucleus
Molecular function (GO): DNA-binding transcription factor activity, RNA polymerase II-specific; RNA polymerase II transcription regulatory region sequence-specific DNA binding
Source: RefSeq, a predicted model, not a curated record